Molecule: messenger RNA, 1290 nt
Organism: Humulus lupulus (European hop)
Lineage: Eukaryota; Viridiplantae; Streptophyta; Magnoliopsida; Rosales; Cannabaceae
Product: meiotic recombination protein SPO11-1-like
Exons: 14
Coding region: 1-1257 (418 amino acids)
Biological process (GO): meiotic DNA double-strand break formation; reciprocal meiotic recombination; meiotic DNA double-strand break processing
Cellular component (GO): nuclear chromosome
Molecular function (GO): DNA topoisomerase type II (double strand cut, ATP-hydrolyzing) activity; ATP binding; DNA binding
Source: RefSeq, a predicted model, not a curated record
AUGAUUGAGACACCAUCUUUUUGGGAUUUGGCCACGGGCUUCUUUCUAGCAGCUUUGGAGGAAAGAGAUUCCUUCCUUGGUGUCUUUUUCGUAAUAGAGGGAUCAAGGGAUGGUGUCUUUUUGACCACCUUUUGUGGAGCAACUUCUGGUAAACCGAUCAUCUAUUCUGAACUGUCUGAGUCAGAAUCAGCAACAUUGGCAUCCAAAAGCUUAGUGGGAUCUUCUUUUCAAUCAUCAUAUUCUAGAGACUCGAAUUCAAUAGUAGUUUCUUCAUCUUCCUUCUUUGAAGAAGAACAAGGCGGUGACCUAACGUCUUCGGAUUCAAGCAAGGGCUUCUCGAUCUGCAACUUCACGGCUGGAGUUCGAGGUGUUGAUAUUAAAUAUGAAAAUCAGAUUUCGCAAGUUAUUUUAAAAGGUUUAUUAAUACUAGCCAAGAUUAUGCAAGAAGAUAAACAUGGUUCCAAAAGAGAUAUCUAUUACAUGCACCCAGCUGUAUUUUCAGACCAGUCAGUUGUAGACCGGGCAAUCAAUGACAUAUGCAUCCUUAUGCGCUGCAGUAGACACAAUUUAAAUGUGGUGUCUAUUGGAAAUGGGUUGGUGAUGGGAUGGCUUAGAUUCUCAGAAUCUCAAAAGAUACUUGAUUUCAUAAAUAGGCCAAGCACUGCUCACCCAAUUCCUAUUCACGUUGAAGAAGUUAAAGAUGUAGUUAGUGUUGCCCAAUACAUUCUUGUUUUGGAGAAAGAAUCAGUGUUCCAACGAUUGGCAAAUGACCAAUUCUGUAACAAAAACCGUUGCAUUGUUAUCACAGGUCGAGGUUAUCCUGAUAUUCCUACGAGAAGGUUUUUGCGUCUGCUUAUUGAUACUCUGCAUCUCCUGGCAUAUUGCUUGGUAGAUUGUGAUCUUUAUGGUUUUGACAUUCUGUCUACAUAUCGAUUUGGUUCAAUAAAAAUGGCAUACGAUACAAAAAAUUUAAGGGUCCCAGAGAUAAAAUGGCUUGGAGUUUUUCCUUCAGAUUCUGACAAGUAUUGUAUUCCAAACCAAUGUUUUCUUCCUUUGACAAUAGAAGACAAAAGGAAAACUGAAGCCGUGUUACACAGAUGCUACCUACAAAGAGAGGUGCCGCAAUGGAGACUGGAGCUAGAGGUGAUGCUGCAAAGAGGAGUGAAGUUUGAGAUAGAAGCAUUAUCUGUGCAUGCAUUAUCCUUCUUAUCAGAGGAGUACAUACCAUCUAAAAUUCAAGGUGGGUUCUACAUCUAAUCUUUUGAAAAUUAUAUGUAUUUGUCAAGUAGG